Messenger RNA from Ictalurus furcatus (blue catfish), 2638 nucleotides. It is a transcript of the gene mettl23, whose product is annotated as methyltransferase like 23. The transcript has 5 exons. Gene Ontology annotation, cellular component: cytoplasm; nucleus. Bases 50 to 766 code for a protein of 238 amino acids. The record is from RefSeq and is a predicted model, not a curated record. NCBI's taxonomy places the organism in Eukaryota, Metazoa, Chordata, Actinopteri, Siluriformes, Ictaluridae.
GUAUUUACAACGUCUAUCGUCUUCCUGGUCUCCUUUUCAGUUUUAAAAUAUGAGUUUACCAAUUAAGAUUAGAAUAUGUAAUGUGGACGAAUCAGUCAAUCCUCGUUUUAUCCAGAAAACGUUCACAUUUGAGAACCACGAUGGCACGGAUGUAUUGAUGGUGUCUGUCCCAGAGGUUCUUGGUUCGCAGUAUGGGAUGUACGUCUGGCCAUGUGCAGUGGUUUUGGCACAGUAUGUGUGGACCACGAGAGAGAAAAUACAGAGAAAAACAGUACUCGAGCUAGGUGCUGGGGUGAGUUUGCCAGGCAUUGUGGCUGCGAAAUGUGGAGCUCAUGUGAUUCUGUCGGACAGUGCUGAAAUUCCUCUGUGCUUGGAAAACAGCAGGCGCUGCUGUGAGCUUAAUGAUUUGCCUGGAGUGCCUGUGGUUGGUCUUACUUGGGGAGAGAUAUCACCAGAGCUGAGGUCUCUACCACCUGUGGACAUUAUACUGGGAUCAGACGUUUUCUAUGAACCUGAAGAUUUUGAAGAUGCACUUGUAACACUCUCCUUUCUUCUAAAGCGAAAUCCUUCUGGUCAGUUUUGGACUACAUUUCAGGAAAGAAGCUCAGACUGGACUAUAGAAACUUUGCUGAAUAAAUGGAACCUGCAGUGCACUGAUGUCCCAUUGGAUAUAUUUCAUGCAAACAAAAAACAUCUAGCUGGAUCGACUCUGCCUGGAAAUUGUUCAAUACAAAUGAUGAUUGUAACAGCAAGGACUAAGAUGUAAUUUUUUUUAUGCAACCAUAAUGUUGUUUGAAAUAAUAAACAGUUCUGUACUUAAUGUAUAAACAAUAUACAUCAAUCAGCCAUAACAUUAAAACCACUGACAGGUGACGUGAACAGUAUUAUCUUGUUACAACAGCACCUGUCAAAGGGUGGGAUAUAUUAGGCAGCAAGUGAACAGAGUUCUCAGAGUUAACGUGUUGGAAACUGGAAUGCAUAAGGAUUUGAGUGAUUUUGACUAGGACCAAAUUUUCAUGGUUAAACUGAGUCAAAGCAUCUCCAAAACGGCAGGUCUUCUGGGGUGUUCCUGGUAUGUAGUGGUUAGUACCUACAAAAAGUGCAUCAAAAGUGCAUCAUCACCAAGGCCCAUUGAUGCACGUGAGGAACAAAAGCUAGCCUGUCUGGUCCAAUCCAACAGAAGAGCUACUGAAGCACAAACUGCUGAAAAUGUUAAUGCUGGCUAUGAGAAAGGUGUCAGAACACACAGUGCAUCGCAGCUUGCUGUGUAUGGGGCUGCGUAGCCCCAGAACAUUCAGAGCGCCCAUGCUGACCCCUGUCCACCACAGAAAGUGCCUAAAAUGGGCAAGUGAGAAUCAUGUUUUCUUUUACGUCAUGUGGAUGGCUGGGUGCGUCGCUUACCUGGAGAAGAGAUGGCACUGGGAUGCACUAUGGGAAGGAAGCAAGCUGGCAGAGGCAAUGUGAUUCUCUGGGCCAAUAUUCUGCUAGGAAACCUUGGGUCCUGUCAUUCAUAUGGAGGUUAUUUUGAAGCAUACCAGCUAACUAAACAUUAUUUCAAGUUAGAGCUGCACGAUUAUGGCCAAAAUGAUAUUCCCGAUUAUUUUGAUCAAUAUUGAGAUCUCAAUUAUUUAAAGUGCAUCAUCUUGUAGAAGCAAAAUAUAAAUAAAAUUGUACCCACAAUAUAGGAUAAGUAAAAAUAAAAAUGCCAUCAACCAAAUGAAAAUAUGUAAUUAAAUAAAAUAAUAUGCAACCAGAUGAAAACAGUUCAGACGUAUGCAGAAAAGGCAGUAACAGUGUUUACAGGAGCAGAGACGCAGCCAAAUCAUCCAAUAGAGCGGUGCAGGGAUGACGUCAUUUUGUACCGGAACCCGAAAGUUAGCAUCACACUGGUUACCUCAACAAAAACCCAAUAGGAUUUUCAUAUAGGCUUUUGGAUUAUUGGAAAGAAAUAAGCUCUGUGAUCAACAAAAGUUUACAAUACUAACACGUUCUGUCCAUCAAGAUAAUUUUCACAAAUUAACACAAUGUUUAGGAAUUUUGAAGCCUAAAUACAAUUGCCAGAAAUAAAAAGCUAACUGUACGCUAUAAACGAAUUACACCACGGUCGCCCGACUUCAACGUCACCAUCACCAAGCCUCCGACAACUUUUCCAAACAUGAUUUAAAACAUUUUCCAUAAUAGGGAUUCACUCUGUGGAUGAAUCUUCAUCCACAUUUUUUUUUGGGGGGGGGGGGGGAUUGUGCACAGCACACCUGAACCAGUUUCAGGGCUCUAUGGUAACAAUUUCUUUAGAAUUACAAAAUUACUAAAAUUUAGGAGCACAGUAAAAAAUUUUGAAGCAUGGUUGAAGUUUAGGUUGUUUUUUUGUUGUUGUUGUUUUGUUUUUUCUUUUUGUUUUUUUUAAAGACGGUAACGUUAAUGUGCAACAAUAUAACACACAAGUAGGCAUGAGAAAACUUGAGCUGGUCAAUUAUAACAGAAUUUAGCAACAUAGUGUGAGCCAUGACAAAUUAAUUUACCUUCUGAUGAACUAAAUUUAAUAUUUUCAGUAAAUUUUACAGACUGUAUGCAAAAAACAACCGUUAACCUGUUCCAUCUUGUAAACAAAUACAAUAAACCUCAAUGUUCAGUGUUUGAA